AUGGCUUCCGAGGCCGCCCUUACCUUGGAUGGCUCUGAUGUGUUGACAUUAUCUGAUGAAACAGAGUAUCAAGACGCGCAAUGGAGCUUCGCGGAUACAACCGAAGAAGGCGGAGGAGAGUCUCAGAUUCUUAGUAGACAUUCCAAGAAGCAGAGAGUUGGCUCCAUUGUUCAAGGUGAUACAGCGGGCAAGUUAGAUCCACUUCACUCAGAUACCGGCACUUCUUCUCCUCCGAGAGAGACAGGCACGAUCCUCCUGCUUGAUCUUCUCCAGGGCGUCCGAGGUGGGCCAAAUCAGAAGCUUCACGAGCAGAUGGAUCUGUGCUGGUGGCAGCUCGAAUUCCGUCUGCUUCAUGGGCAGGAACCGGAGAACGGCAAAGGUGCGGGGAAACACACUGAAGAUACCGAUGGACGUGGAGGCGGUGAUAUACAAGUGCUCAAGCCAAGUUUGCCAGUCCCAGUCAAUCCAUUCAUGAAAAUUCGCAUGAUUGCCCCAUCCCUGAUCCCAGCGCAGCAAAGGAGAUAUGGGAACACCGGGAAGAUAUUUGGCUUUCCACUCAGCAGGGCUGUUAGAAGGGAGUUCGACCAAUCCCGCAAUAUCCAAAGUCGAUGA
This is a messenger RNA of Paracoccidioides brasiliensis Pb18, 612 nucleotides long. RefSeq lists its product as uncharacterized. Bases 1 to 612 code for a protein of 203 amino acids. The transcript is spliced from 4 exons. The record is from RefSeq and is a predicted model, not a curated record.